AUGUCAUCUGUGCGGUCCGCGGAGGCGGAAAAAGCAGCUAAACUGCUACGAAUCCAGAUGCCGACCUCCACAGAAGCCGUCGCAAAACUGAAGCGAAGCGCCAUUGACAAGGAGUAUUCCUCCUGGAAAGGGCUACCGUGCCAGGGCGAUGGAGUCGAGGAGUUUAAAGAUAGGCUAUCCAAUGAGUGGUUGACCAGGAACGAUCUUCUAUCUAGCGGUAGGAUGAUCGAUGCCCUACGCAUGCGUACCAAUACGUACGGGAACAGGACGACGCUCAUUCGGGCUGGACACGAUCACCUGUCCCACCUAUGCCGCGUAUGUGAGAAUAGGCCGGAAUCCCUAUCUCACAUUAUUGGAGGAUGUCCAGAGUUGAAGCCGCGAGUGAUAAAGAGACACGACGAGAUUGGUAACCUCGUCGAGUCAGAAGUAUCAAAGAAGCGGCGCAACCUGGAGUUACUCCGCGAGUCAACUUUCCGCGUGUCCAAUGGCAUGUUGAAACCGGAUCUGGUCGUAGUAGACCAGGGAAGGGCCCAAGUGGUCGACUACACAGUCCGCUACGAGGGUACAAACAGCUAA
Acanthoscelides obtectus is the source of this 576-nucleotide messenger RNA. Lineage: Eukaryota; Metazoa; Arthropoda; Insecta; Coleoptera; Chrysomelidae. The record is from the annotation of a GenBank genome assembly.